AUGACUCAAUACAUCAGUCGCGCCAUUGCCAUUGUAGGACGCUCGUCGUUGUCCUGUGUUAAACGAGGUUUUCACGUUUCUCCUAGAGCCAUGGUUAUCUCCGUUGGUGACAAGCUGCCCUCAGUUGAUUUGUAUGAAGAUGCACCCAGCAACAAAGUAAAUUCAGCUGAGCUUGUUUCUGGAAAAAAAAUUAUUAUUUUUGGCGUUCCUGGUGCCUUUACUCCUGGAUGUUCAAAGACACAUUUACCUGGAUAUGUAACAAAAGCUGACGAAUUAAAAUCAAAGGGCAUAGAUGAGAUAGCUUGCGUUAGCGUCAACGAUCCGUUUGUUAUGUCAGCUUGGGGAAAAGACCAAGGUGCUGCAGGCAAGGUGAGAAUGCUAGCAGACACCAACGCUGAGUUCACAAAAGCUCUUGAUGUGGCUAUGGAUCUCGCAGUGUUGGGUGGUACUCGUAGCAAGCGUUACUCUCUGGUGGUUGAGGACGGAAUCGUCAAGGAAGUUAACAUUGAGCCUGACAACACUGGACUCAGCUGCUCUCUCGCAGAUCGCAUCAAAGUUUAA
Messenger RNA from Cotesia congregata, 561 nucleotides. The record is from the annotation of a GenBank genome assembly. Lineage: Eukaryota; Metazoa; Arthropoda; Insecta; Hymenoptera; Braconidae.